Molecule: messenger RNA, 711 nt
Organism: Salvia splendens (bonfire salvia)
Lineage: Eukaryota; Viridiplantae; Streptophyta; Magnoliopsida; Lamiales; Lamiaceae
Exons: 1
Coding region: 104-574 (156 amino acids)
Source: RefSeq, a predicted model, not a curated record
UUCUUCCAAAUUUCCCACACCACACUCGAGACUACACUACCCCUCCCUUUAUAUAUUCCAAUUUCAACACAAUCAAACACGAUUACAUUCUAGAGAGAGAAACAUGGGCAUAUGCAGCUCCUGUGAAUCGACAUCCGUGGCCACGGCCAAGCUGAUCCUCGGCGACGGGAGAUUACAGGAAUACCCCUAUCCGGUUAAGGUCUCCUACGUAUUGCAGAAGAAUCCCGCCUUUUUCAUCUGCAAUUCCGACGAGAUGGACUUCGACAACGUCGUUUCGGCUGUCAGCGACGACGACGAGCUGCAGCCCGGCCAGAUCUACUUCGCGCUGCCUCUCAGUAAGCUCAGCCGCCGCCUCCAGGCGGACGAGAUGGCCGCAUUGGCGGUCAAGGCCAGCUCGGCUCUCAGCAAGAGCGGCGGCGAGAAAUGCGGAUGCCGCCGGAAUAUUCUGGUGUUUACCGGUGAGAAUGACCUGAGGCAGCCGGUGAAGGAUAGUGGAUCUGGGGGGAGGAGAUCCGGCGGCGGACGGAGAAGGAAGGUCGCGCUCGCGGCGAGGCUCAGUGCGAUACCUGAGUAGGGGUAUUUUAGGAAUACGAAAUGUGUCAUGCUGUAAAUAUAGUGCGUGAUGAUUAGUUGGGGUAACUUUUUUUUGUUUUAUUAUGAGCUAAUUUCUGUGUUGAGAAAAGUAGAGGGCAGUUGAAGCUUCAAAUCGGA